Messenger RNA from Tupaia belangeri chinensis (Chinese tree shrew), 5627 nucleotides. It is a transcript of the gene LAMB2, whose product is annotated as laminin subunit beta 2. Bases 210 to 5531 code for a protein of 1773 amino acids. Gene Ontology annotation, biological process: tissue development; animal organ morphogenesis. The transcript has 34 exons. Lineage: Eukaryota; Metazoa; Chordata; Mammalia; Scandentia; Tupaiidae. The record is from RefSeq and is a predicted model, not a curated record.
GGGCGAGGGCUGUUUCCGGGAGGGGGGAUCUGCUCAUUGUUUUGCUCCUGCCUGGGAUCUGCUCCGUGUUUUCCUUCCUGCUGUGCUUCCCAACUUUACUCAAAGUCGCCGGACUCUGAGUCUCCGAGUUGGUGGAAGGACCGCUGGACAGAUCUGGGGACAGACAUAGGGCCUGGAAGGAAACUGGCCAAGGACCUGCACGGGCAGGGAUGGAGCGGGCCUCAGGGCAGCCAGGGAGGGGCCAACCAGGACAGCCUGUGCCCUGGGAACUUCAGCUGGGCCUGCUGCUGAGUGUGCUGGCCAUCACACCGGCCCAGGCCUUGGUCCCUGAUGCACCAGGCUGUUCACGGGGAAGCUGCUACCCGGCCACAGGCGACCUGUUGGUGGGCCGUGAGGACAGACUGACUGCCUCAUCCACCUGCGGCCUGCACGGCCCCCAGCCCUACUGCAUAGUCAGUCAUCUGCAGGAUGAAAAGAAGUGCUUCCUGUGUGACUCCCGGCGCCCCUUCUCUGCCCGAGACAAUCCACACAGCCAUCGCAUCCAGAAUGUAGUCACCAGCUUCGCCCCGCAGCGCCGGACAGCCUGGUGGCAGUCAGAGAAUGGUAUCCCCAUGGUCACCAUCCAGCUGGACCUGGAGGCUGAGUUCCAUUUCACGCACCUCAUUAUGACCUUCAAGACAUUUCGCCCUGCUGCCAUGCUGGUGGAGCGCUCGGCAGACUUCGGUCGCACCUGGCAUGUGUACCGAUAUUUCUCCUAUGACUGUGGGGCUGACUUCCCAGGAGUCCCACUAGCCCCGCCCCGGCACUGGGAUGAUGUAGUCUGCGAGUCCCGCUACUCCGAGAUUGAGCCGUCCACCGAAGGCGAGGUCAUCUUUCGUGUGCUGGACCCCGCCAUCCCUAUCCCAGACCCCUACAGCCCACGGAUCCAGAACCUGCUGAAGAUCACCAACCUCCGGGUGAACCUGACUCGGUUACACACGCUGGGGGACAACCUACUCGACCCGCGGCGGGAGAUCCGAGAGAAGUACUACUAUGCCCUCUACGAGCUGGUCGUGCGUGGCAACUGCUUCUGCUACGGACACGCCUCGCAGUGCGCGCCCGCCCCAGGGGCACCAGCCCACGCUGAGGGCAUGGUGCACGGGGCCUGUGUCUGCAAACACAACACGCGUGGCCUCAACUGUGAGCAGUGUCAGGACUUCUAUCAUGACCUGCCCUGGCACCCGGCUGAGGACGGCCACAGUCACGCCUGCCGGAAGUGCGAGUGCCACGGACAUGCCCACAGCUGCCACUUUGACAUGGCCGCAUACCUGGCAUCUGGCAACGUGAGUGGAGGCGUGUGUGACGGGUGUCAGCACAACACAGCUGGACGCCACUGUGAGCUGUGCCGGCCCUUCUUCUACCGCGACCCCACCAAGGACCCACGGGACCCAGCUGUGUGCCGCCCCUGUGAUUGUGACCCCAUGGGUUCCCAAGAUGGUGGUCGCUGUGACUCCCACGAUGACCCAACACUGGGGCUAGUCUCCGGCCAGUGUCGCUGCAAAGAACACGUGGUGGGCACCCGCUGCCAGCAGUGCCGUGAUGGCUUCUUCGGGCUCAGUGCCAGUGACCCCUUUGGCUGCCAGCGUUGUCAGUGUAACCCCCGGGGCACGGUGCCUGGGGGCUCUCCCUGUGACCCCAACAGUGGAACUUGUUUCUGCAAGCGUCUAGUGACUGGACGUGGCUGCGACCGUUGCCUGCCUGGACACUGGGGCCUAAGCCACGACCUGCUCGGCUGCCGCCCCUGCGACUGCGAUGUGGGGGGUGCCCUGGAUCCCCAGUGCGACGAGGCCACAGGGCAGUGCCGCUGCCGUCGGCACAUGGUUGGGCGACGUUGUGAGCAGGUGCAGCCUGGCUAUUUCCGGCCCUUCCUGGACCACCUGACCUGGGAGGCUGAGGAUGCCCGAGGACAGAUGCUUGAUGUGGUGGAACGCCUAGUGACCACCCAGCAGACUCCAUCUUGGACUGGACCAGGCUUCGUGCGGCUGCGGGAAGGUCAGACACUGGAGUUCCUGGUGGCCUCUGUGCCGAGGGCCAUGGACUACGAUCUGCUGCUACGCCUGGAGCCCCAGGUCCCUGGGCAAUGGGCUGAGAUGGAACUGAUGGUGCAGUGGCCGGGGCCUGUGUCUGCCCACAGCCCGUGUGGCCACAUGCUGCCCAAGGACGACCGCAUCCAGGGUACGCUGCGACCCAACUCUAGGUCCAUGGUGUUUCCCAGUCCCGUCUGCCUUGAGCCUGGCACGUCCUACAAGCUGCUCCUGAAGCUGGUGCGAACAGGGGGAGGUGCUCAGCCCGAGACCCCCUACUCCGGACCUGGCCUGCUUAUUGACUCGCUGGUGCUGCUGCCCCGUGUCCUGGUUCUGGAGAUGUUCAGUGGGGGCGACGCUGCUGCCCUGGAGCGCCGCGCCACCUUUGAACGCUACCGCUGCCAUGAGGAGGGGCUGGUGGCCAGCAAGGCCCCUCCCUCUGAGGCCUGCGCUCCCCUCCUCAUCAGCCUGUCCGUGCUCAUCUACAACGGUGCCCUGCCCUGUCAGUGCGACCCUCAGGGCUCCCUGAGCUCCGAGUGCAACCCCCACGGUGGUCAGUGCCGCUGCAAACCUGGAGUGGUGGGGCGCCGCUGUCACCUCUGUGCCUCUGGCUACUACGGCUUUGGCCCCACAGGCUGCCAAGCUUGCCAGUGUAGCCCCAAGGGAGCGCUCAGCGGCCUGUGUGAAGCAACCAGUGGGCAGUGUCCCUGCCGACCUGGUGCCUUCGGGCUCCGGUGCGACCGUUGCCAGCGUGGCCAGUGGGGAUUCCCCAGCUGCCGGCCGUGCGUCUGCAAUGGACAUGCAGAUGAAUGUGACACCCACACGGGCGCUUGCCUGGGCUGCUGCCGUCCCUGCCCCUGCCCUGAGGGUCCCGGGAGCCAGCGGCACUUCGCUACUUCUUGCCACCGGGACGGGUAUUCCCAGCAGAUCACGUGCCACUGCCGGGCAGGCUACACAGGGCUGCGGUGUGAAGCAUGUGCCCCUGGGCACUUUGGGGACCCAUCCAGGCCAGGUGGCCGGUGCCAACCCUGUGAGUGCAGUGGGAACAUUGACCCCACUGACCCUGAUGCCUGCGACCCCCGCACGGGACAGUGCCUACGCUGUUUACACCACACGGAGGGGCCUCGCUGUGCCCACUGCAAGCCUGGCUUCCAUGGGCAAGCUGCCCGACAGAGCUGUCACCGCUGCACCUGCAACCUGCUGGGUACAGAUCCCCAGCAGUGCCCAUCUGCCGAUCGAUGCCACUGUGACCCAACCAGUGGGCAGUGCCCGUGCCUCCCCAACGUCCAGGGCCCUAGCUGUGACCGCUGUGCUCCCAACUUCUGGAACCUCACCAGUGGCCGCGGCUGCCAGCCUUGUGCCUGCCAUCCUACCCGGGCCCGAGGACCCUCCUGCAAUGAGUUCACAGGGCAGUGCCAAUGCCGUGCUGGCUUCGGUGGACGGACCUGUUCUGAGUGCCAAGAGCUUCACUGGGGAGACCCUGGGCUGCAGUGCCGCGCCUGUGAUUGCGACCCUCGUGGAAUAGACACGCCUCAGUGUCACCGCUCCACGGGCCACUGCAGCUGCCGCCCGGGUGUGUCUGGCGUGCGCUGUGACCAGUGUGCCAGUGGCUUCUCGGGUGUCUUUCCUGCCUGCCAUCCCUGCCAUGCGUGCUUUGGGGACUGGGACCGCGUGGUACAGGACUUGGCCGCCCGAACACGGCGCCUGGAGCAGUGGGCGCAGGAGCUACAGCAGACGGGUGUGCUGGGUGCCUUUGAGAGCAGCUUCCGGGAUCUGCAGGAGAAACUGGGCAUCGUGCAGGGCAUUGUGGGAGCCCGCAACACCUCGGCUGCCUCUACUGCACAGCUCGUGGGGGCCACAGAGGAGCUGCGGCGUGAAAUUGGGAAGGCCACUGAGCACCUGACUCAGCUGGAGGCCAAGCUGACUGAGGUGCAGGAUGAGAACUUCAAUGCCAACCACGCGCUAAGUGGCCUGGAGCGAGACGGGCUUGCGCUGAACCUCACGCUGCGGCAGCUCGACCAGCACCUGGAUCUGCUCAAGCAUUCAAACUUCCUGGGUGCCUACGACAGCAUCCGCCAUGCCCACGGCCAGUCUGCAGAGGCAGAACGUCGAGCUAAUGCCUCAGCCCUGGCGGUGCCCAGCCCUAUAAGCAACUCUGCAGGCAUACGGCGUCAGACAGAAUCACUGAUGGAUGCCCAGAGGCAGGAAUUCAACCGCAAACACCUGGCCAACCAGCGUGCACUGGGCGAGCUCUCUGCCCGCACCCACACUCUCAGCCUGACAGGCAUAAAUGAACUGGUGUGCGGGGCGCCAGGGGAUGCACCCUGUGGCACGAGCCCUUGUGGGGGUGCUGGCUGUCGCGACGAGGAUGGGCAGCCCCGCUGUGGGGGCCUCGGUUGCAGUGGGGCAGCAGCUACAGCUGACCUGGCAUUGGGCCGGGCCCGGCACACACAGGCAGAGCUGCACCGGGCGCUGGCAGAAGGUGGCGGCAUUCUGAGCCGCGUGGCUGAGACUCGUCGGCAGGCUGGUGAGGCCCAACAGCGGGCUCAGGCAGCCCUGGACAAGGCCAACGCUUCCAGAGGGCAGGUGGAGCAGGCUAACCAAGAGCUUCGAGAACUCAUCCAGAGUGUGAAGGACUUCCUCAGCCAGGAGGGGGCUGACCCCGACAGCAUUGAGAUGGUGGCCACGCGGGUGCUAGAGCUCUCCAUCCCAGCCUCACCUGAGCAGAUCCAGCACCUGGCAGGUGCGAUCGCAGAGCGGGUCCGGAGCCUGGCGGACGUGGAUGCAAUCCUGGCGCGGACUAUGGGAGACGUGCGCCAAGCUGAGCAGCUACUACAGGAUGCACAGCGAGCACGGAGCCGGGCUGAGGGUGAGAAACAAAAGGCAGAGAUGGUACAGGCGGCACUGGAGGAGGCCCAGCGGGCACAGGGCGCUGCCCAGGGUGCCAUCCGGGGGGCAGUGGUCGAUACGCGGGACACGGAGCAGACCCUACGCCAGGUACAGGAGAGGGUGGCUGGGGCCGAGCAGGCCCUGAGCUCUGCAGAUGACAGAGCUCGGCAACUGGAUCACCUCCUGGAGGCUCUAAAACGGAAGCGGGCGGGAAAUAGCCUGGCAGCCUCUACAGCUGAAGAAACGGCGGGCAGUGCCCACAGUCGUGCCCAAGAGGCUGAGCAGCUGCUGCAGGGCCCACUGAGCGACCAGUACCAGAAGGUGAGAGCUCUAGCUGAGCUCAAGGCCCAGGGCGUGCUGGCUGCGCAGACAAGGGCAGAGCAGCUGCGGGACGAGGCGCGGGGCCUGCUGCAGGCCGCUCAGGACAAGCUGCAGCGGCUACAGGAACUGGAGGGCACCUACGAGGAGAACGAGCGGGCACUGGAGGGCAAGGCGGCGCAGCUGGACGGGCUGGAGGCCAAGCUGCGUGGCGUGCUGCAAGCCAUCAACCUGCAGGUUCAAAUCUACAACACCUGUUAGUGACCACUGCCCGGGCCUCCCUGGCCCCGCAUGCCUGUGUGUCCAAGCAAAAGAGCUCUUGGCCUGGAAGGGCUCCCCAAUAAAGCCGUGUGAACC